Messenger RNA from Ornithorhynchus anatinus (platypus), 762 nucleotides. RefSeq names its product pro-melanin concentrating hormone (gene PMCH). Gene Ontology annotation, molecular function: type 1 melanin-concentrating hormone receptor binding; melanin-concentrating hormone activity. The transcript has 3 exons. The coding region runs from base 54 to 560 and encodes 168 amino acids. The record is from RefSeq and is a predicted model, not a curated record. Gene Ontology annotation, biological process: behavior; chemical synaptic transmission. Lineage: Eukaryota; Metazoa; Chordata; Mammalia; Monotremata; Ornithorhynchidae.
GUCUUUCUUUUUUAACCUCUUUCCUCUCCUAUGCAAGCGUAUAGCAAAUAAGAAUGAUAAGAAUGAAUAUCUCAUCCUACACGCUAUUCCUAACUCUUUUUCUGUUUUCCCAGGGUUUUUUACUUUCAGCAACAAAAUCUAUGCGAAAUGAAGAGGACGACGGCAUGCUACUGAAUACAUUCGGCCUAGGGAAAGCCCUUCGGAACGAAGAUACGGCGGAAAAAUCAGGAGCUUCUCCUUCUCUUGAGCAUUUCAAAGCCGAGGAGAGCAGCUUUAUGAAUGACGAGGAAAACAGAAGUCCAAAGAAUGGAGGCUCCAAGCACCAUUUCUUAAGCCACGGUCUGCCGUUGAACCUGGCUUUUAAACAGCUACCUUACCUUGCACUGAAAGGAUCAGUGGCAUUUCCAGCUGAUAACGGAGUUCAGAAUACCGAAUCAGCGCAAGAAAGGAGAGAGACUGGGGAUGAGGAAAACUCAGCUAAAUUUCCUAUAGGAAGGAGAGAUUUUGACAUGCUCAGGUGCAUGCUGGGAAGAGUCUACCGACCUUGUUGGCAAAUCUGAUACCUGUUGGUCCAUACCAUCUUCUCUGAAGAAAACAAAAUCCUGGGGUGGCCAGUGAAAUGAAAUCCUCAUGUUACUGUGAUUUUGGUAUUGUCAUAGAUGUGUACUCAGUAAACUAAUGUAUUUUGAACCAAAUGAUUAAGAUGUUCUUUAGGUGAUCAAAAUGUAACAGUCUUGUCGUACAUUAAAAUAAAUUCUGCAC